This is a messenger RNA of Eremothecium sinecaudum, 2127 nucleotides long. It is a transcript of the gene SLK19, whose product is annotated as Slk19p. Bases 1 to 2127 code for a protein of 708 amino acids. The record is from RefSeq and is a predicted model, not a curated record. NCBI's taxonomy places the organism in Eukaryota, Fungi, Ascomycota, Saccharomycetes, Saccharomycetales, Saccharomycetaceae. The transcript has a single exon.
AUGGCUAUGUCUAGGACGCACUCAUCUCCAAGAACUACGAUGCUUGGUGAAAUACCAACCAAUACCAAUAUUCGGAUUAAUGACACGAAACUAAAAUUAACACACUCUCCCGCCCGUUCUGCUGCAGGUAAUGAAAAUGAGGUUAGUGAUAAUGAUCAACCUCCUAUGAAACGUAUAAAAAUGGACAGUAUACCAAUUCUAACGCGGCCUGAUGGUAUUGGUAUGGUAUCUUCUCCGGAACCGAUUGAAAUGCUGGAUGGUGCAGAGAACUUUCAGUUAACUAGUCCCAUAAGAAGGUCUCAUAAUAAUGCAGCACAUGAUCAGGAUCAUGUGGAUCAACAAGACAUGCUAGAUAUUCAGGAUGAUAUAAAAAAGGCGGAUACUACAGCGUUUGAAGAUACUGAGGUGGGAGGUUUUGAAAAGAUGACUCCGAUCAAGGCGAUGGCUGAAAGUGUGCCUAAGAACCUUAGUGAGGAGCUUCAUAAGAUGCAGGAUGUCGAAGUCUGCGAAGGAGAGUCUGCUACCAACAAGGAUGGGGAUAUUCAAGGUACUUUAGAGGUUACUGGGGACGAUUGGGUUCGCCUUGGCAAGAUCCUUGAAAGGAAAAACGAAAAGAUACAGCAACUAACUAAGGAUGUUCGCGAGGUACAGGAUCAACUCUGGGAACUUACUAAGUCCAAGGAGUCCCUGGAGGUUUCAUACUGUAUGCAAGGAGAAAAGCUGAGGGAAUUGAAGCAGAUUGGAAGCAGUUAUGAAGAGCUAGUACAGAAGUUUGAUGAAGCGACGAAUUUGAAAGAGGCUCUAGAAGCAAAGGCUGAGAGACUUCGGGCUCGCGGAUUGGAGCUGAAGAAUGAGUUGACAAUGGCAAUGCAGAACUCGCAGAUAUUGAAGGAGAAGUACGAGGCGCAGGCGGCUAAAAAUGAGGAGUUGGAACAGCAAGUCUCAAGCAACGCGGAGAUAAUUGAGACCUAUCAGGACAGGUUGAAGCACUCAGAAGCUGAGCUCGAUGGCAUGAAAAUAGAGAUUGAUGAGCUGAACGAAAAGCUUGCUACUGCAGAAGAGCAAAUGGUAAACUAUGAGGAUAAAGUCAAGGAAGAGCAAGCUAGGGCUCAAGAAUUGGAAGCAAGCCUUGCAGAAAAAGCGCAACAGGUAGAAGAGUUGAACAAGACUAUCGCUCAGUCGAAAGAUGCGAGAGACAAGUCUUCCUCAGAGUUGCAAACCAAGAUUGAAGAACUAAACAAAGAAAACAGCAUAUUGGAGAGGGAAUACAGCAAACUGCUAAAAGAUUACGAGGUUGAGACUAAAGAACUAGGCAGCCAAAUUGCUAAGCUAACAGAGGAAUUGGCAUCAACCAAUGCCAACAGCGAAAAGUAUGCAAAUGACCUAGAAAACCUACAAGUUCAAAACUCCGACUUGCAAUCGCACGUAAACGAACUAGAGGCGCAAUUAGAAGAAUCAAAUAACGAGGUUGUCAGCAAGCAGGGAGAAAUAAGUGAACUAACAGGCAUGCUUCAGGAACUGCGUGAAUCCGAAAAAUACCUCCAAGAAACUAUUAACAACAAUGAGCAGCUCGUAGCGGAUAUUCAGGCAAAGCUUGCUAAAAAGGAAGAAGAAUUGAAGCUCCAGCACGCUGAAUACGAAAGUGUGCUGUUCAAAAACGGUAAUAUGGAGGCAGAGCAUCUCGCUGAGCUUGAACAGCUCCACGAAAACAUGGCGAAGUUCCAAGGUAUGAUCGAAUCUCUCAGCGCUGAAAACGACAGUCUCAAAGAGAAACUCUCUUCCUCGAAACAGCCCGCGGCCCCUCAAAGCAAUCCAUCUUCUCCACAGCAAUCUAAUACCCAGCUCCAAGAACGCAUCACCGCUCUCGAAGCUCAACUCGCUGAAAAAGACAAAGAUACAAACCAGCGUCUCCAAAUGCUUGCGGAAGACCUUUACAUACAAUAUUCCUCGAAGCACGAGCAGAAAGUCAAAAUGCUAAAGAAAAGCUACGAAACAAAAUACCAAGAGUCAAUGGAUAAGCUUCAGCUAGAGAAUUCUGCACUUGCAGACGAAGUUGCACAAUUACAGAAAAAAAUGGAGAUAGAGCGUCGUGAAAAACAAGAACUCAUCAACCUCCUCGACAAAUAG